This is a messenger RNA of Xylaria bambusicola, 1311 nucleotides long. Its product is annotated as 1-aminocyclopropane-1-carboxylate synthase 7. Gene Ontology annotation, molecular function: transaminase activity; pyridoxal phosphate binding. The record is from RefSeq and is a predicted model, not a curated record. Gene Ontology annotation, biological process: biosynthetic process; amino acid metabolic process. Bases 1 to 1311 code for a protein of 436 amino acids. NCBI's taxonomy places the organism in Eukaryota, Fungi, Ascomycota, Sordariomycetes, Xylariales, Xylariaceae. The transcript has 4 exons.
AUGGAUAACCUCGAGUUCUGCGGACUUUCCAAGAGAGGCGUUGACAAUGUCGCAGAAAUAUGGCCCGGCAUCAAGAAAGCGGCCAAUACACGUGAGAAAGAUCGAGUAAACUCGCAAGAACAAUCUCUAUCUAUCGAUAUGGCUACAUCUGAGAACUGGGUCUUGCGGCAGGAGCUUGUCCAGCUUUAUAAAGAUGCUAUUCAAAAUGGUCUCACAAGUCAACAUCUCUCGUACCCGGAUGGUUUCAACGGCGACGUACGCUUGGUGGAUGCUCUGGUCCAGUUUCUCAACUCUUAUUUUUCGCCACUCAUUCCGGUUCAGGGAUCCCAUAUUGCGACUGCUCCAGGAGCAGCCUUCGCUCUCGACGCAUUGCUUUUCAAUAUCUGUGACCCAGGUGAUGGCCUUCUUAUUGCUAGCCCGGCCUGGAAUGGGUUCAAUUGGUUGAUUGGAGUCCGUUCAGGGGUCAAGCCGAUCUUUGUCCAACUCGAAAAUCUUGACGACGCUAUCUCCCCCAAGAUCAUCCUCGCCCUUGAAGACGCUCUUCAUAAGUCUAUCGCGCCGAUCAAAGGGCUGCUACUCGCUAAUCCAAAUAACCCUCUGGGAACCUGCUACCCAGAAGAGGUGUUGAAAUCAAUUAUCAGAUUCUGCCACGAGAAGAAGAUACACCUGAUCUCGGAUGAGAUAUAUGCCAUGUCAGGAUUCGAGAAUCCAGACCACCCGGAUCCUGUACCAUUCGUGUCCCUCUUGCAGAUAGAUGUCAAGGGAAUGGGGUGCGACCUCUCCCGGAUGCAUGCUGUUUGGAGCACGAGUAAAGACUUAGGAUCGAGCGGCCUACGGGUGGGAUGCUGCAUAACACAAGACAAUGGGGCUCUGGCGACCGGACUUGCGUUGACGUCAAAUACACAGGUUUCCUCACUUGCGGCCGUGGCUACUGCCGCAUUGCUGACUUCUUCCGAGCUGCCCCGACUGCUCAAGUUGAACGCAGAGCGCUUGAGCGAGUCAUAUCUCAAGAUCCGUGACGUGUUGAAGAAAUACUGCAUCGAUCAUAUACCCACGAGCAGAAGUCCGUACGUCUUCGCCAAGAUCGCACCCAACUUAGAGACGUGGGAAGAAGAGGACGUGAUUAUUAAGAUCUUUAGAAGUGAAGGCCUCCAAAUCUCGAUGGCCAGGAGUUACCAUGUACCCGAGAACGAGAAGGGAUGGACACGGCUUAAUUUCGCGCUCGAACCCUCGAAACUGGACGAGGCAUUGACACGAUUGGACCGUGGGAUCUUGCGUAUAUCACAAAGAGGACGGACUACAGCAACCUAG